UUUAUUUAUCGGCGAGCGAAAUUGGACGAUAAAAAACCGACUGUGUUCAAAACCGGCACCACUUCGAAGUGGGAACGUAAAAUGGCACCCGCGUUUGUCGUACGUGCUUGCGUUUUGAGCUUUUGGGCGGGUUUGAUUUCGGGGUCGCCGGAUUUCGACCAAUUCGUCAAAAUGGUGGAGAAAAAUAUCGCGGAUGCGAAGAGUUAUAAAUUUCCCGUCGAUAACAGCAAGCUCACCAAACUAGCCGAUUCUGGAGGGUCAAGAGUGCGCGAAUUUGGCGAGUUCGACUUUAUAGUGGUCGGAGCCGGUUCUGCAGGGGCGGUAUUGGCAAACCGGCUGUCCGAGGUCGAACAUUGGAAGAUUUUGCUUUUGGAAGCUGGCGGCAACGAUAACGAGUUUUGCGAUAUCUUCGGCAUGGCCGGAUAUUUGUGGUACUCCGACAUGAACUGGGGGUACAACACCACAAAACAAAAGAACAUAUGUCAAGCUAUGCCAAAUCAGCAAUGCUUUUACGUCAGAGGAAAAGUCAGGGGCGGCUCGAGCACAGUUAAUUUAGGCGUCUACGCCAGGGGAAAUCGCGAAGACUUUGACAGGUGGGAAAAGAUGGGAAACCCGGGCUGGUCGUACCGGGACGUACUGCCGUACUUCAAAAAGUCGGAAGCGGCCGUUUUCGCGGGCAGGGAAGGGAAAUUCCACGGAGAAGGCGGUUACAUGCACGUCGACGUUCUUAAUCCUACACCCGACUUCCAACCCGCAAUGUUCAAAGCGUUCAAAGAGUUGGGCCAAGACAAAGUUGACUACAACGGAAAGAACCAACUGGGUAUCGGUCAAGUGCAAUAUUCGCUGAACUAUAACAAACGAGACAGCACUGCGAGGGCGUUCCUAGACUUUUUCCAGAAGAGGCCCAACUUGUAUGUAAGCUUAAACAGUUUCGUCUCCAACAUAUUGAUCGAUACCUGCACGAACGCGGCCUACGGGGUAGAAUUUUUCAAAAACGGGGAGAAGUAUGUGGCCCGAUCGACUAAGGAGGUUGUUCUGUCAGCCGGGUCCAUCAAUACGCCGCAACUCUUGAUGAUUUCCGGUAUUGGACCUCGAGAUCAUCUACGAGAGCUGGGAAUUGAAGUUAUUCGAGACCUACCGGUAGGGCGCAACCUUCAAGACCAUCUCUAUUAUGCUGGAAUGUUUUAUAGGUCGAACCAAACGUUUUACAAUGAAACUCCCUUGGAAGCUUUGAAGGAUUACACGUAUAACAAGAAGCCGCUCACGAGCGCGAUGGAGCUAGUGGUGUUUGCAAGAACUGACGGAUCAAAGAAGGGUAGACCUGAUAUAGAAAUACCUCUGGCGGUGCCAAUUGAUACAGACAGCGUACGGCAAUUGAACGGACUUUCAGAGGAAUACGCUUCAAAACUAGGAGUGGAUAAGCUUCAUGACAUCUGGAUGCCCAUAAUCCUCCUUCACCCGAAGUCUGUAGGUUCGGUGAAGCUAAAAUCCCGCAGCAUUACAGAUUUUCCAGCAAUAGAUCCAAAUUACUUGUCCCAGGAAGAGGAUUUAGAGACUCUUUACAGGGCCGUGCAGUUUAUCAUCAGAUUGAACCGGACGAAAGCUUUGAGGGGUUACACCGCAACGUUCAGACACCCUCCCGUGAUGGGUUGUGACGACACCCACCCGAGGUUCUCCAAAGAUUGGUGGUACUGCAGCUUCAAACAGCUGAGUUUUAGUAUUCUUCAUCCAGUUGGGACGACUAAAAUGGGUAGCGAUGCUUUCAAUUCUGUGGUGAGUUCGACGCUGCAAGUCCACGGGAUGAAGAACUUGAGGGUCGUCGAUGCCGGAGUAAUACCGGAGUUAACUUCGGGACAUACAAACGCGCCCGCCAUCAUGAUUGCCGAAAAAGCCGCCGACAUUAUUAAAAAAACCUAUAAGGUCUUGGAAUUCGUAUAAACGUACUCCGCAAAAAUAUGGUUUCUUUAUUGUAGUGUAAUAAUUUGCUAUUUUAACAGUCAAUAAAUAUCUGCUAAAU
Molecule: messenger RNA, 2017 nt
Organism: Cylas formicarius (sweet potato weevil)
Lineage: Eukaryota; Metazoa; Arthropoda; Insecta; Coleoptera; Brentidae
Product: glucose dehydrogenase [FAD, quinone]-like
Exons: 7
Coding region: 82-1938 (618 amino acids)
Molecular function (GO): oxidoreductase activity, acting on CH-OH group of donors; flavin adenine dinucleotide binding
Source: RefSeq, a predicted model, not a curated record